GUAAACUUCCGUGAAAUGGGAUUUGGCUGUUGGACAGAUCCGGAUCGGUUUGACCUGGGACAAUGUCACAGCUAUGACGUAGAUUAACUGACAGUCCCUCUGCCUUAAUGUUAUUUUGCUCCGCCGACAGAUUCAUUCCUGAGAGAUUGCCUGAAGGAUAAUGAAGGGUUCGACAGCACGUGAAACAAAGCCCGUGGUUAACAACAACAACGUUGACAGUUCUAACACAUUCAGCGACAACGUUAACUCCAUGGCGAAUCAAGAACAUAAUGACAGGGGCUGUCGCAAAGCCGCGGAAGAAGAGGACCCAAUAAUUUUAUUUAAGCGACUCUACCAGAAAGCAGAGGCUUUGGGUUUAACGGAUUUGCAGAUAUCCGAGUUGGAGUCGUUAAAAAAUAUACAGCAGUCGAAAUUUAUCUUUUUGAAAAAGUAUUUUAACAUUGCUUUGACCGUCUUUGUAGCAGCAGUUGCUAUAGUGUGCGCGUGCUUUAUACUCGAUGCACCUGUGAAAAGAAAAGUCAUGUUGUCAGCAUGGUUUGAGUUGUUUGAUACAGACAUGGAGAAGGAACAGUGUGUUGUGGACACACACGAACUGAUGAUGGACUCUUUUAGACCCCCUGUAGACUGUAGUGUGUGUCAAGGAAUUGAACAGGUAGAUCAUGUCAAAGAUAUCACGCCGAAAGAGUUUGAACAACGAUAUGCAUAUUCUGGCAGACCAGUUGUCAUCGUUGAUGGUGCCAAAAAUUGGACAGCAACUGAGAUAUUCAGUUGGGAAUUUUUUAGAAGUAUAUAUUCAGAAGACAGUCCCGCACUUGAGAAUCAAGAGCAGCAUUGUCAGUUUUUUCCUUAUAAAACAGAGUUCCGAAAUCUUCGAGAGGUGUUCAACAUGAGUGAAGAGAGGGCUCACAUGAAGGCAGGGGCAACUCCCUGGUAUAUUGGAUGGAGUAACUGUGAUGCAUCUGCGGCUAACAUUCUGCGUAACCACUACACAAGGCCAUACUUCCUACCCCAUGCAGCAGAAUCCAGCAAAACUGAUUGGAUCUUCAUGGGCAGCCCCGGGUAUGGGGCCCAUUUACAUAUCGAUCAUGUAGGCAACCCAUCCUGGCAGGCCCAGGUGACGGGCACCAAACGAUGGACACUAGAGCCCCCACCUGAGUGUUACGAUGUGUGCUCCCAGCAUCUAGAGGUGAUUCUUCACCCUGGGGAAAUCAUUGUUGUAGACACAAACAGUUGGUUCCACUCAACUCUCAAUGUGGGGGAUGAUAUCAGUAUUUGCAUCGGCUCAGAGUAUGACUGAAGACACUAUAUAUGGAAUAUGUCCGUGAACAAGGAUGAGAGAUAAACAAAGGGUUAGCUGAUGAUUGUCAUAUUACUUCCUUUUAUUAACAAGGACAUAUUUAUUCGAACAAAUCAAUGUUGCACCAUAUUACAUGUCUAAUAUAUACAGUUUUUAAUAGAUGGAAUGGUUUUCUUGUUAUGUCCAGAAACAUUCAUCUUGACAAGCGAGUUUUGUCGUUUUAAAUUGUACUUCAGCAUACAUUGUAUUUAAUAUUUGCAUAAGUGUUUUUGACGUGCUAGUGGCUGAUUUUUACUUGUACAUAUUCUGAUUUAAGAUCGAGAAGUGAAAAUCGAGCUCGGAAUUUCACCCAUAAGUGUGCAGUUUUAGAGGCCACGAAAUGUCGUAAAUAUUGCUUUUGUUGAUAAAUUUUAAAUUUUGACGGUAGGAUAUCAACCUAUUUUCAAAACAAACUAUAAAACACCUUUCUUAGAUCAACAGAUCUCGCAGUCAGAGAAAAUGUGCAAGGUUGUCAUAGAAGAAAUUUUAUGUCAAUUUACAUGUGAUUUUAUUGAGAAACGUCUACCUGAUGUGCAUUCUUUAACCUAGUGCUUCUUAACCCUAGGUACGCUUCUUGAAACCGAGGCCUGGAUUUUUGGGGCCUGAAUAUUAUACUGAAGUUUGAAAUUUGACGUUCCAGAAGGUCACUCUGUACAGUUGUCUUAUUUGUCUUAUUUGUCUUAUGUUUGUAUAGUGGUGAUAUAGCUAUCUGCUUAUAUAAUCAGGUCAUAUAAUGGGAAGUUCGUCUCAAAUCUGUGCCGCUCAUUCCAAACGUUUAUUAUGGCAACAGCAGUCAUUCCAGUUACACGUCCCACAUGUUUAUAGACUUGUAGCAAUUUUCAGAGAUCAUCUUGUCCUAGUUUAUCCGUUCUCAGAAAAAAAAGAAUAAUAAUAAUAAAAAAUAAUAAUAGCUUGUUACUUCUAGACCUUGAUGUUUUGGGAAAUGCAAUGGAGUUUUGUGAAAAGUUACACAAAAAGUAUUGUUUUGUGAAAGUGAACGUUAUCGUAAUGAAAUUGUUGAUCAACUAUGGGUCUUUUCACUAUUUUCUAUGUUUUAAUCAUUGUAUAUUUUAUAUUUUAAAUAUCAUUUUGUUUUCUCUCAUUUACACUGUGUAUGCUAUGACAAUCCACUAGUAGAUAAUGUUGAUGACAUUUGAUUUUACAUAUGUCGUCAAUAAUAUGAAAGAUGUUUUUUUUUUUUCAUUUAUGACUGAACAUCAUGUGUCAUUUUUGUUGUCACCCUUAAAUACAUGCAUAAUAGUGAGAAAAACAAGCAUAUAUAUUGUAUAUAUAAGAAUAAAUUAUUACAUAUAUCUAUGUGUAUUAGUGCUUUACAAUCAGACUAAAAUUUUAGUAGGUAUUGUGUUAAGAAAUUUGACUUUAUAGAUAGCCAAAAUGUGUUCAGUUAAUGAAUCAGAAAAUUGCACAUUUUCUCCAGAACAUGUUGGAUUAAUGAUGGCGGUCUGUUACAGUAGAAAUUCAAGAAAGUGAAAAUUUAAGAGUGAUGAAUUUAAUGUUUUUUGACCUACCAGUAAUUACUUCUGAAUGUGUACCUUAAAGGGAUAUACAAUUGAUUCUGAUUGGCUGGUGUGAGAGAUAGGCCAGUUUAGACUAGGCCUGAUUGGUUGGUGUGAGAGAUGGGCCAGUUUAGACUAGGCCUGAUUGACUGGUGUGAGAGAUAGGCUAGUUCAGACUUGGCCUGAUUGGCUGGUGUGAAAGAUCGGCCAGUUCAUAUUAGACCUGAUUGGCUGGUGUGAGAGAUAGGCCAGUUCAGACCAGGCCUGAUUUGCUGGUGUGAGAGAUAGGCCAGUUCAGACUAGGCCUGAUUGGCUGGUAUGAGAGAUAGGCCAGUUCAGACUAGGCCUGAUUGGCUGGUGUGAGAGAUGGGCCAGUUCAGACUUGGCCUGAUUGGCUGGUAUGAGAGAUGGGUCAGUUCAGGCUUGGCCUGAUUGGCUGGUAUGAGAGAUGGGCCAGUUCAGACUAGGCCUGAUUGGCUGGUAUGAGAGAUAGGCCAGUUCAGACUAGGCCUGAUUGGCUGGUGUGAGAGAUGGGCCAGUUCAGACUUGGCUUGAUUGGCUGGUAUGAGAGAUGGGCCAGUUCAGGCUUGGUCUGAUUGACUGGUAUGAGAGAUAGUCCAGUUCAGGCUUUGCCUGAUUGGCUGGUGUGAGAGAUAGGCCAGUUCAUACUAGGCCUGAUUGGCUGGUGUGAGAGAUUGGCCAGUUCAGACUAGGCCUAGCCAAAACUGAAUUUUAGGUAUGACUGAUUUAUUCAAGCGAGCAUGACCAAGGCUGCUGGGUUCAACCCAGGAAGUCUAGAUAUUUUAACCACCCAUAAUUAAGAGAAAAUGUAAGUCGCUAGCACAUUUCCCCCAACAACACCACAAAAUGAAACGAAGUGCACAGCUCUAAAGCGGUAUGACGAAUCAUAAUAAGGAAGCGCAACAA
This is a messenger RNA of Liolophura sinensis, 3780 nucleotides long. RefSeq lists its product as uncharacterized. The coding region runs from base 161 to 1297 and encodes 378 amino acids. Gene Ontology annotation, molecular function: 2-oxoglutarate-dependent dioxygenase activity. The record is from RefSeq and is a predicted model, not a curated record. The transcript has 4 exons. Lineage: Eukaryota; Metazoa; Mollusca; Polyplacophora; Chitonida; Chitonidae.